AUGUAUCACCCUUCGUACUCAAUGUUUCUCGACGACGUUAAAGAGCACCCCGUCGGCAAUCUUUCUUCGAAAAACACUCAAUUAGUCCAUGGCCACUUUAUGAAGCCGAAUUUAGACCGGAUCGAGGUUCUAAUAAUUGUCACAGAAACUCACUUAGCUCUAGUUGACGUGACCAUCGGUGACACUUUUAUUGUUUCGCCCCCUCUUCUUCAUCACAUUGAUAACAUCAAUUUGUCGUGCGGGUGUUUCGCUAAGGAGUCGAACACUUUUUAUUUGGUCAUGUACUCAAUUAAUGGUAACAAGAAGGAUUACAACAGCGUCUACAAAUUUUCUAUUACGUUCAAAGACCAAGGACUUUACGCGACCCUUCAAAGUCGAGUCCAGUUCACGAAGCAUUUGGUCCAAAUAUUUCCGUUUGACUACGACCUCUUAGUCGGCUUUGAGGACAGCACUUUUGUCAUGAUGUCGGACACAACGAAGUACUUUGCGAUCAAAAACAGACAAACACGAAAGAACGAGGAGAUCAAUGUGGAGACACUCCAAAUAACAAAGGACGAGAGUCGAAUGAUGUACAUCAGAUCAGACAACGUGUUGGUUGUGAGUGGAUUAGUCCCGGGGAGUUCCAUGCCGAUCAUCCAAGCGACCAAUGUUAUUAAUAUGGAGGUGGAUUGGUACGACGUUGGUGUUGGGAUAUACUUUGCCGUUGUAGACAAGGAGGGUAAGAUCGUCGUGUUUCAAUUUUCACAAGCAAAUUACGAGUGCCACCGUGUGAGAAACAUUCAGAAGAAUGUGUUUGAAGAAGAGAAGUCGAAUUUCCUUCCGUCGGUUUCUUUUCUUCCCAAUGGGAAUAUUGUCGCACAAAUUAAAGAGGAGAGUGUCAUCUUGUCUACUGAUGGAAUUAUGAUGAAUAGAAUCAAGAAAACGGGGAAGUUCAUCAGUGACAGUAAUGGGUGUCGACUCUGGAAAGCUCAAUGGACUGGAGAAGACUAUUUAAGAGUUGAAGAGAUAAGGGUGGUGAACAUCUAUGAGAGUGAAGAAAUAGGAGUUGAAUACAGUUCGACAUUUAUUACAGCAAUUCCAAGCAAUUUGCAUCACAACAAAAAAUUGGCGACGUGCCAUAUUCCAUCUUCCGUGCUUCGGAAAUGCUUCUUUGAAAUUCAAUACUUGCAGGUCUAUGAAAUGAACGGAGAGUUCCUCGUGUUGUUACAACAAACACAUGUCUUAUGGGUAUUCAACUUUGACGCUAGUAUACUCGCAAGUAUUCCUAUAGACCCAUGUUGUCUGAACUCGUGCGUACAAUGGUGCUUUAUAAAGAAUUUUCUUGUCAUCUUUCAAUUCUUCCCCACCUUAGUUAACAUCUCGAUAUUCAAAUACCCAAAUUUCAACGUCCAAAUAUUUUCGACGACAGAACCCAUCCCACCACUCACACAAAUUCCACAAUCAAAGAAAUUCACGUUUUUCACGGAUCAAAUAUCACCAACGUACUACGUCCACCCGAAGGAAAACACGUUUAAAUUUGAUAUAACAACUCCAAUUAACGCAGGGGAUACAGACGUCUUCUCAUCGUUGGACACCAUGUUGGCUUUAUAUCUUGAACUUCCCCAACAAAACAACGUGUUCUACCCGACGUCUGAAAUUCCGAAUUUGUAUGGAGUUUGCCUUUUAUCGAAAAAUGACGAUUUGAUAUCGACCUUUUUGCAUUACAAAAAUAGAAUGGGACUGAUAGUCUGGAAAGUCAACUUAUUGAACAAUAUGGCGUCAAUAACACAAGUGAAGUGUGUUGAGGGGAUACGUGGGGAUACCUGUGAUCUACGUUCAUCAGUUCCGCUCAAGUUUGUGUCGAUCUUUGGAGACGACAAGAAGUCCCCCUUGUCGACAAUAGUCUUGUGGUCCAAUUUUGUCAUUUCGCUGACGCGCUAUAACAAAAAUGUCCCCACGGAAAUCAUAGGGGACAACGCACACUCGUUUGUGUUGCCAUUUUUCAAUAUUCUGUUGAUCGAACAAAGCAACACGGUGACUAUGAGACACUUGGAUUCACUGUUUUACACAUUCAACAUUCCAAUAAAGAAACCAUUGAUGCUUAGCAAUUUGCCACACUUAACCAUCAUCACUGCAGUGGAAGAACCACCACUCUUCGAGACACAAAUUAGCGCAAAGCCACAACCCAUCCGUCCCAGUGGAGUUGAAAGUGAUUUAAAUGUAUCACUGAAUUCUUCACAGAACAUUUCACAAUAUAACUCAUUAACACAGUCGCCUGGAAUUUCUCCACUCACCCCAGUCACUCCAAAAACACCGAUGUCGUUCUCCCCUAUCGCAAACACAUUUGUCCCACUCAAAACACCAAAUUUACUGAGCGACAAUGAGUUCAUUUCUAGUCUUAUUCUAAGUCCAAGGAAAGGCCAAAAGGUCCAACAAAAAGACGAGCG
Entamoeba invadens IP1 is the source of this 2426-nucleotide messenger RNA. RefSeq lists its product as hypothetical. NCBI's taxonomy places the organism in Eukaryota, Evosea, Mastigamoebida, Endamoebidae. The transcript is spliced from 3 exons. The annotation marks the transcript as partial. The record is from RefSeq and is a predicted model, not a curated record.